This is a messenger RNA of Tigriopus californicus, 2689 nucleotides long. RefSeq lists its product as uncharacterized. Gene Ontology annotation, biological process: G protein-coupled receptor signaling pathway. Gene Ontology annotation, cellular component: membrane. Lineage: Eukaryota; Metazoa; Arthropoda; Copepoda; Harpacticoida; Harpacticidae. The record is from RefSeq and is a predicted model, not a curated record. The transcript has 9 exons. The coding region runs from base 179 to 2344 and encodes 721 amino acids. Gene Ontology annotation, molecular function: G protein-coupled receptor activity.
CUUCACCCAAAGAAAGGUUCCCAAGGCCUAAAGAAUCACACACAACAGUCUUAGUACUACUACCUUCUACGAUAACCAAGUUGUGUGAGGACAAUGACCAUGGGAUCCUCUCCAAUCAGUGUAUAACUGACCAGUUCCAAGUGUCAAUCCAUUCCAAACCGAGGUUGGGAGGCGUGCCAUGACUGCAAUAGAGGAGGACGACCUGAGCACUGCAGAUAUCUACAGUUAUGUCAUCAUCAUCCUGGCCGCCAUCGGCGUCUUUGUCAAUGUGGGUAGUUUGGUGAUGCUCUUACGCAAGCGAUCCUGUUCCAUGUUCCACAAUUUGCUUAAGAUUUUGGCCAUCUCUGAUUUUCUGGUGGUGAACGGUUGUGCUCUUCUGUACGCUUUGCCCGAUUUGUGGUUCUAUUAUGCCCGAAUAAUUUAUCCCGUUAUUCUGCCCUACCUCCUUCCGAUUGUGCAAAUCUCCAUGAUGACCUCGGUGUAUUCCACCAUCGUCAUGAGUUUUGAGCGAUAUGUUCGCAUUGGUCAUACUUGCCAAUUGAAAGCUUGUUCGUAUAUUACGGAUGAUAACUUUAGAUACUAUGUGAUUGGCAUCAUCAUUUGCCCGAUGAUCUUUUACCUUCCGAAGUUCUUCGAGCUUAAAACGGUCUACUCGAAGAUUGGAUUCGAUUACGUCGUGGAUUGUGUCUCCCUGUUGAAUCCACCCAAGUUCAACAUGUCCAUCCAAUCCGGAGCCUCCUCGGAACUAAGCCCCGAGACCCUUUUGGGCACUCUGAGUACUCCGUCGGCCUAUGAGGAUCUCAUCUCGUCAUCCCACAACAACUCCACUACCAGCAUCACCACCACCACCAGCAGCAACAACAACAACAGCAGCAACCAAAGUUCCCUAUUGGCUCAAGGUCUGUUUUCCAGUGGAUUAUCAUCCGGCAAUUCGUCGAGUUCCAUGACAAGGCCUUCGUUUUCUGAGGCGGGCGAGGGUCUAUUCUGGCCAUUUCUCAACAAAUGCGAAGAGGCCUUGAGGAGGAACGAGACCAAGAUCCUUCACUCGACCAAGUAUGUGCAAAACAUCAACAUUGAAUCCUCCCAACUCAGUCAAAAUGAGCUGUACAUGCAGAUCUACAGUUUUGGACUGAACACUCUAUUCGCCUCUGUGAUUCCGCUCGUUUCUUUAUUGUACCUGAACAUCUAUACCGUCGUGGCAUUACGCAGGAUGGGUCGGGAAAAUGGCGUCGCAGUAAAUAGCCGCGUCAACAAUCGUCGGGAAAAGCUCAAGGACAACUCACCUAACCCAACCAAACUUGUUGGGAACAAGAACCCAAGGAUUGGCCUCAACCCAAUAUCAUCCCAAAAGGAAUUAUCCUCAGUCAGUGGGAAAGAUGUCUCGAGAAGCUUGGUGAAAACGUAUCAAUGUGAACCCGCCAAUGUCUCACGCUCCAAACGGAGAUUCAGAAUGCGAUUGGUGAAUGAGACCAUUGAGUUGAGGACCUCCGUGAGUGAAACGUUCUUCAAUCGCGGCCGUCAGCCCAACGGUUAUCGCCAUCAUCACAAAUCCACCCGAGCCCACCUUCGCUUGGGUCGAAGGCUCUUGGGCGUGGAGACGUCCAAGUCCUUUGAAAGCGGAAACUCCAACUUGAAAUUGGAAAACGUUUCAUCCUCUCAAAAUGGUGUUGGUCCAGGGGCAACAAGGGCCAGAAGUGAAUCCCAAGGCGAAUACAGUCCCAAGCGACGAAACGAUGAGCUUUUGUUGAGACAAACGAAAGGAACCAUGGCCAAAAAGAGAUCAACCAGCCGCUCAAGGCACAGGAACAACCGACAACAUAAAGAAAGAUUUCGACGGCGAGCCAAUUCUGCUCCCGAGGAGAUUCGGACCAUUCAUGAGGAAACCAAGACAAACUCGUCAGGGCCAGACGAAUUAAGUUGCGAUUUGGUGAUCAACAUCGGUGAAGAUGACGGACAAGAUGUCACGACCGAAUUCGUUUUCAGGAAUUCGCACUCAGGAAUGCUUCAUCCUCGCCCUCCACAUUCCUUGGCCAACUUAUCCAGGACCACGACAUCCUUGAUCCAGGACCACAACGCAGCUCAUCGGAAAUGCUCGCUACCUUGUCGGAACGAAGGCCGCUCGACCCUUCUUCGUCGGGGUGAGAACCGGAUCACUCGGAUCGCUUUGGCCAUAGUUUGGCUCUUCUUGUUCUGUCACUCGUGGAAGUUGGUGCCCACGUUCUACGAGCUCAUCUACUCGUCCUCUGAGAACUGGCCUUCGUGGUUAAUGCAUGUCAAUGAUUUGUCGCAUAGUUUCAUCGUGUUCAACUCUGCUGUGAACUUUCUUUUGUACACGGUACUCUGAUUAUACUCGUUCCAUGUGGUUUGGAAAAGAUCGAAACGGGCGAGUGUUCCCACUUUUGAACCAAUACUUUGGUAUUGAAGAACGUUUAGGUGUUGAUCGAUCGAUGUCUCUUACGUGUAUGUUUGACCGUGAAACGCUUUUGUCAGAAGAAAAUCGACCCCUAUUCACCAUCAAGCUGAAUGAGUAUCUCUCCCUCACAACCUUUGUGUAUCCCUCUUCCGAACCAAACCAUUCCAUGAAUGUAAAGGCCAUAACCUAUCUCUCUCUCGCCAAGGUGUCCAUGCUGGUAAUGACAAGAAAUAAAUAUGUCUAUUUCUCAUCAUUCAUUAAGAAAUCUACACUUGA